UAUAUUUAUAUAUAUAUAUAUAUAUAUAUAUAUAUAUAUAUAUAUAUAUAUUUGGUAUUUUGACCCGGGUGACAAGUGCGCUAAGCAAAAAUUGUUGUAUUAAAGUGUUUUAGAUAUCAAGUGGGUUCCAAGUUCAAAGUACUAAACAUUAAACAAUUCUUAAUAAUAAACAUAUUUUUUUGACUUGUAUACUAUAAUAAAUAAAAUGAGCAUAGAAGAGUAUCAAGAUAUAAUACAACCUCGGAGAACUGAGCUAAGUAAUUAUGCCUGGACUGCUAGAACUCUACAGCCUACAGUUUCAUUUAAAAUAUUACCAAGACCUUUCCCUGAGAGCCAUAAACAAAAUGUCUUUAAAAGUGUAAAAGUUAUGGAACUUAUAAAAGAGAUAAGCCAAAAAGAGAAUGUAAAUCAACCAGAAAUUAAACAAAGGCUUCUUCUUAUUCUUGAUGAAAUUGGAUAUACUAAGAAUAUUCAAAUUAUUAGGUGGUUAGCAUAUAUUCUAACCAAAAUUUUCCUUAAAAUUACUUCAGGAAUUUUUGUAAACUAUGCUGGAAUUCAAAAGGUAAAAUCAAGAAUGGGUGAUUGUCCAGUGAUAUUUGUCCCUUCUCAUAGAAGCUAUGCUGAUUUUAUCAUAUUUUCAUACAUAUUAUUCUUCUAUGAUAUUGAAAUACCUGCUAUUGCUGCUGGAAUGGAUUUUCAUGGAAUGGCUGGUGUGGGGGAAAUGCUGCGGAAUACAGGAGCAUUUUUUAUGAGAAGAACUUACAACAAUGAUACUUUAUAUUGGGCUUCUUUUAAAGAAUAUGUAAAUUCUUUAGUUUCCAAAGGUGACUUACCCAUUGAGUUUUUUAUUGAAGGAACCAGGAGCAGAAGUAAUAAAAGUAUUGCUCCCAAGUAUGGUUUGAUAAAUAUGGUCCUGAAAGCAUAUUUCCUUAAACAAGUUCCAGAUAUAAUGCUUGUGCCUGUUAGCAUUAAUUAUGAUAGAAUCUUGGAAGAGACAUUAUUUGCCUUUGAAUUAUUGGGCAUACCAAAACCCAAAGAAAGUACAUCGGGAUUCUUUAAAUCGCUGAAAAUUGUAAAAGAGAGAUACGGCUGUAUAUAUUUUCAUUUUGGUGAACCAAUCUAUGUUCGCGAGUUCUUACAAGAUAAGUUAACUCAGAGUCAACAUUCAUUCGGCUCAAUACAACUACAUGAAAUAAGCGAAGCAGAAAAGCGUCUUAUACCGCUGUUGGCCUAUGAAAUAAUUAGAAAACAACAGCAAAGUACUGUUAUAAGUUAUUUUAAUUUAAUAGCGUUAAUAUUAAAUAAUAAUCUCACAAGAGGGCAAGAGUUGACUAGCAAUCAGGAACUUAUAAGAGAAAUUCGUACUUUACGAGAAACCCUAAGGUCAUGGGGAGCUACAAUAUUUGAGAAACAUAUUGAUGAUGAAAUAGAAGAAAGUUUGUUGGUGCAUCAAAAUUUAAUACGCCGUGAUAAAAAUAUGAUUGGUCUCUUCAGAAAAACAAUUUCAGUGGGAAAUUUAAACCCCGAAAAAUUAAAAGCGCAUAGCUUAUCAGAGGUUAUCAUAAGCUAUUCGGUUCCUUUUGUAAUGCUCCAAGUAUAUGCCAAUCCUGUUUUGCAUUAUCUGGUUGAUGCAGCACUCUUAGUUAUUAUUCUAAGAAGCUGUGGAAGAAUGGAUAAAGAUGUUUUAUACAGCCACUUCUGCAUUCUGCGAUCUCUUUUUUUUUACGAGUUUAUUCUGUUGGAAAAUUUGUACAAAAUGCAUUUUGAAGAAGCGUUAUUACAGUUAAGUAAUGAGAAACUGGUGACGUGUAAACAAGGACAAUAUGAUAUAUAUGAGAAUAAUUACUUAGAAGAAGUAUUAAUUAGCAGUAUUCAACCAUUUAUCUUAACUUAUUAUAUUGUGGCUGAAAUCCUACAAAAACUUCCAAGUCUUGUGGAUGAAAAGACAAUAUUGGCAAACGUACAAAAAGUUUUAGAAGAAGCAAUAAGGGAAAAGAACAUUUUUAUUCAUCCUUAUUGUAUGAACUUGGAUAGUCAAGGAAAUUGCCUUAAUAGCCUUACGAAAAUGGGAUUGUUGCUAAAAAGUAAAAAAGAUAACAAAACAAUAUACAAAAUCAAUAGAGCUUCAGUUCUGAAACUAAAAACCGACUUAGAAACAUACAUCCCAUCGUUUCAUGUAAUAAAAAGCUUCGAUAUUUUUUUACAUAUAAAAAGUAAAAUUUAAAAUGAUCGUUUAAUUUAUUACUAGAUUCUGUAAGUUUGUUCUUGUGUUACUUUUAGUAUUAUUUUAAGAUUUAGUAUUAUUAUUGGUUUUUUUGUGGGACAAUAUUUUAAUAAUUUAUUAUUUAACGUAAUACAUGUUUAAAAUUGUUAUUAGUUCCCCAUGAGACUAUGGACUUCUGGAUUUGUUGGGGAUUCGAGUCCACAAAAGCUAAGAAUUGAAUUUUGCAUAUUAACGUUAGGAUUAAUUUAAGAAGCGAUUUUUAUAAUUAGGUCAGAUAUUUACCAUUCAUUUGAUAUUUUUAAAUAAUAAUUGUAUCCAAUUAUUGUAAUCUAAUUUUUUGAAAAAUAUUUACAAAAGUUGUUCAUUGUUUCUAAAUAAAAAUUAACGAUUUCUUAAUUGUAA
Anthonomus grandis grandis is the source of this 2626-nucleotide messenger RNA. RefSeq names its product dihydroxyacetone phosphate acyltransferase (gene Dhap-at). The coding region runs from base 206 to 2224 and encodes 672 amino acids. NCBI's taxonomy places the organism in Eukaryota, Metazoa, Arthropoda, Insecta, Coleoptera, Curculionidae. Gene Ontology annotation, cellular component: peroxisomal membrane; mitochondrial membrane. The transcript has 12 exons. The record is from RefSeq and is a predicted model, not a curated record. Gene Ontology annotation, molecular function: glycerone-phosphate O-acyltransferase activity. Gene Ontology annotation, biological process: ether lipid biosynthetic process.